ACUCAGUCUGCCCGACUUUGGAUUUUUGGGGUCUGAGGAGAAGCCCGGAGAGCGAAAAGAGGGCGAAGGAGGCGGAAAACAGAGAUUUAAGUCGGUUUCUAACGGCGGAAUGGCGGACCGGGACCCGGUGCCGCUUCCUGCGGAGGUGCGGGCCAAACUGGCCGAGCUGGAGCUGGAGUUAUCCGAGGGUGAUAUCACACAGAAGGGCUAUGAGAAGAAGCGAUCCAAGCUGAUCGGAGCCUUCUUCCCUCAAGCACCAGGAAUGGAUCCGCCCAUGGGCCAGGAGAGGAGAACCCCGGUCACCCCGUCCUCAUCCUCCCGCUACCACCGCCGGCGCUCCUCUGGCUCCAGAGACGAACGUUACCGAUCAGAUGUGCACACAGAGGCGGUGCAGGCAGCGCUGGCCAAGCACAAAGAGAGGAAGAUGGCGGUGCCGAUGCCUUCGAAGCGCCGGUCGCUGGUGGUCCAGACCUCAAUGGAUGCCUACACACCACCAGAUACCUCCUCGGGCUCAGAGGGAGAGGGGCAGGGCGACGGCGAUGGAGAGGAGGGAGGAGACUGCGAGGAAGAGGAUGGAGGAGGCGGCGGAGGAACCUCGUCCAGCCGCGAGGGGAGCAUCAGCAUGGAGCACUGGAUAAGCCGGGCCAUCCACGGCACCUCCUCCACCACCACCACCACCUCCUCCACGGCCUCCUCCUCCUCUUCCUCCACACGGAGCGGAGGUAGCGGGGCAGCCGGCGGCAGGCUGGCUGACGUCCUGGCCCAACACAUGCACAUCUCCGCCCACCACCACCUCCGCCACCACCAUCCUCACCACCACCACAAGACCGAGAACCACUCUGCCCCUCCAGAUGUCACCGGCUACACCAACAGCACCGCCAACGCCGCCACCGAUGGGAUCCAGGUGGAGAGAGCCCCGGGCGGCGGCACCGCGGCCCAGAGACAGACGCCCAAGUACGGCAACGCCGAGCUGAUGGAGACCGGAGACGGUGUUCCAGUCAGCAGCAGAGUUUCAGCCAAAAUUCAGCAGCUCGUCAACACUCUGAAGAGACCCAAACGGCCGCCGCUAAGAGAGUUUUUUGUUGACGACUUCGAGGAGCUCCUGGAGGUCCAGCAGCCAGACCCCAACCUGCCCAAGGCCGAGGGGGCCCAGAUGGUGGCCAUGCGGGGCGAGCAGCUGGGCGUGGUAACCAACUGGCCCCCGUCUCUGGAGGCGGCUCUGCAGAGGUGGGGCACCAUCUCUCCGAAGGCCCCCUGUCUCACCACCAUGGACACUAAUGGCAAGCCGCUCUACGUGCUCACCUACGGAAAACUGUGGUCCAGGAGUCUGAAGGUGGCCUACAACCUGCUGCACAAACUGGGAACCAAACAGGAACCACUCGUCAGACCUGGAGACCGGGUGGCGCUGGUCUUCCCAAACAACGACCCCGCUGCCUUCAUGACGGCUUUUUACGGCUGCCUGCUGGCCGAAGUCGUCCCCGUGCCAAUAGAAGUGCCGCUGACCAGGAAGGACGCCGGCAGUCAGCAGAUCGGGUUUCUGCUGGGGAGCUGUGGAGUGACGGUGGCUCUGACCAGCGAUGCCUGCCAUAAAGGGUUACCCAAGAGUCCCACUGGAGAGAUCCCACAGUUCAAAGGCUGGCCCAAGGUGCUGUGGUUCGUCACAGAGUCCAAACACCUCUCCAAACCUCCCCGAGACUGGUUCCCACAUAUCAAGGACGCCAACCAGGACACUGCCUACAUCGAGUAUAAGACCUGCAAGGACGGCAGCGUCCUCGGUGUGACGGUGAUGAGGAUAGCCAUGCUCACGCACUGCCAGGCCCUCACACAGUCCUGCUCGUACACAGAAGCUGAGACCAUAGUGAAUGUAUUAGACUUCAAGAAGGACGUCGGACUGUGGCACGCUGUCCUGACCAGUGUGAUGAAUAUGAUGCAUGUCAUCAGUAUACCCUACGCCCUCAUGAAGGUCAACCCUCUGUCCUGGAUCCAGAAAGUCUGCCAGUACAAAGCUAAGGUGGCGUGUGUGAAGUCGCGGGACAUGCACUGGGCUCUGGUGGCCCACCGCGACCAGCGAGACAUCAACCUGGGCUCCCUGCGCAUGCUGGUGGUGGCUGACGGUUCAAAUCCCUGGUCGAUCUCAUCCUGUGACGCCUUCCUCAACGUCUUCCAGUCUAAAGGUUUGAAGCCGGAGGUCAUAUGUCCCUGUGCCAGCUCCCCCGAGGCUCUGACUGUAGCUAUAAGGAGGCCCGUGGAGGAGGGCAGCACCCCUCCUGGUCGCGGCGUGUUGUCCAUGCAGGGUCUGAGUCACGGCGUGAUCCGGGUCGACUCUGAGGAGAAGCUGUCGGUCCUCACGCUGCAGGACGUUGGCUCCGUCAUGCCCGGAGCUAUGAUGUGUGUGGUGAAACCAGAAGGAGUUCCUCAGCUCUGUAAAGCCGAUGAGAUUGGAGAGAUGUGUGUGUGUACUGUUGCCACGGGAACCUCCUACUACGGUCUGGCCGGCAUGACCAAAAACACCUUUGAGGUCUUCCCCACGUCGAACAACGGGGCCCCCAUCAGCGAGUUCCCCUUCACCAGGACCGGCCUGCUGGGCUUCAUCGGACCUGCAGGUCUGAUCUUCGUGGCAGGGAAGAUGGACGGUCUGAUGGUGGUCGGGGGGCGCCGGCACAACGCUGACGACAUCGUGGCCACGGCGCUCGCUGUGGAGCCCAUGAAGUUUGUGUACAGGGGCAGGAUAGCGGUGUUCUCCAUCAUGGUGCUCCACGAUGAGAGGAUCGUGGUCGUGGCGGAGCAGCGGCCCGACUCCACCGAGGAAGACAGCUUCCAGUGGAUGAGCCGAGUCCUGCAGGCGAUAGACGGUAUCCAUCAGGUGGGGGUGUACUGCCUGGCUCUGGUGCCCUCCAACACUCUGCCCAAGACUCCUCUGGGUGGCAUCCACCUGUCAGAGACCAAGCAGCUGUUCCUGGAGGGGGCGCUGCACCCCUGCAACGUGCUCAUGUGUCCGCACACCUGCGUCACCAACCUGCCCAAACCCCGGCAGAAGCAGCCAGAGAUCGGUCCUGCGUCUGUGAUGGUCGGGAAUCUGGUGUCGGGGAAGAGGAUCGCUCAGGCCAGCGGCAGGGAUCUGGGUCAGAUCGAAGACAAUGACCAGGCAAGGAAGUUCCUCUUCCUGUCAGAGGUGCUACAGUGGAGAGCCCAGACCACUCCAGACCACGUCCUGUACACACUGCUGAACUCCAGGGGUACGAUAGCCAGCUCUCUGACUUGUGUCCAGCUGCAUAAGAGGGCAGAGAAGAUCGCCGGCAUGCUGGCUGAACGGGGCCACCUACAGGACGGGGACCACGUUGCACUGGUCUACCCUCCAGGUAUCGACCUCAUCGUGGCGUUUUAUGGCUGCCUUUACGCCGGCUGCGUGCCGAUCACGGUGCGACCGCCUCACCCGCAGAACAUCGCCACCACGCUGCCCACCGUCAAGAUGAUCGUGGAGGUGAGCCGCUCGGUGUGUGUGAUGACCACGCAGCUCAUCUGUAAACUGCUGAGGUCGAAGGAAGCGUCGGCCGCCGUGGACGUCCGGACCUGGCCUCCUGUCCUGGACACAGACGAUUUGCCAAAGAAGAAACCUCCUCUGCUGUAUAAACCGUCCAAUCCCGACACCCUGGCCUACCUGGACUUCAGUGUCUCCACCACCGGCAUGCUCGCUGGAGUCAAGAUGUCUCACACAGCCACCAGUGCCUUCUGCCGCUCCAUCAAGCUGCAGUGCGAGCUUUACCCGUCCAGGGAGGUCGCCAUCUGCCUGGACCCGUACUGUGGCCUGGGCUUCGUCCUCUGGUGCCUUUGCAGUGUGUACUCAGGUCACCAGUCCAUCCUGAUCCCUCCGUCCGAGCUGGAGGUGAACCCGGCUCUCUGGCUGUCGGCCGUCAGUCAGUACAAAGUCCGAGACACUUUCUGUUCCUACAGCGUCAUGGAGCUCUGCACCAAAGGCCUCGGUCUGCAGACCGACUCUCUGAAGUCUCGAGGGUUGGACUUGUCUCGGGUGAGGACCUGCGUGGUUGUAGCGGAGGAGCGUCCCAGGACAGCCCUGACACAGUCCUUCUCCAAACUCUUCAAAGACCUGGGACUCCACCCUCGAGCCGUCAGCACCUCCUUCGGCUGCAGGGUCAACCUGGCAAUCUGCCUGCAGCCUCACAGGCUGGGAAAGCUUGCCGACCAGGGCACCUCAGGACCCGACCCCACGACUGUGUAUGUUGACAUGAGAGCGCUACGCCACGACAGGGUCAGACUCGUGGAGCGGGGGUCACCACACAGUCUGCCCCUCAUGGAGUCUGGGAAGAUCCUGCCGGGGGUCCGGAUCAUCAUCGCCAACCCAGAGACCAAGGGACCAAUGGGAGAGUCACAUCUGGGCGAGAUCUGGGUGCACAGCGGUCACAACGCCAGCGGUUACUUCACCGUCUACGGCGACGAGGCGCUGCAGUCGGACCACUUCAACUCCAGACUCAGCUUCGGAGACACGCAGACCGUGUGGGCUCGGACCGGAUACCUGGGCUUCCUCCGCCGGACCGAGCUGACGGACGCCAGCGGAGAGCGCCAUGACGCCCUGUACGUGGUCGGUGCUCUGGAGGAAGCCAUGGAGCUGAGAGGGAUGCGUUACCACCCCAUCGACAUCGAGACCUCCGUCAUCAGGACACACAAGAGCAUCACAGAGUGCGCGGUGUUCACGUGGACCAACCUGCUGGUGGUGGUGGUGGAGCUGGACGGCUCGGAGCAGGAGGCCCUGGACCUGGUCCCCCUGGUCACCAACGUGGUGCUGGAGGAGCAUUACCUCAUCGUGGGCGUGGUGGUGGUGGUCGACAUCGGCGUCAUCCCCAUCAACUCCCGCGGCGAGAAGCAGCGCAUGCACCUACGCGACGGCUUCCUGGCUGACCAAUUGGACCCCAUCUAUGUGGCCUACAACAUGUAGCGCCCCCUAGUGGCCGAUGUGGAGGUGGAUGAAGGAUUAUUUAGGAGGAUGCAAAGACGGGCUGCUCCUGAGACUGAAAAUUUAAAAAAAAAAAAAAAACGGAGCCUGAGGCUGAGUUUGUGGCACAAGGGGUGAAAGUGGAGCCUUUUAGCCCUGACUUUCGUCUCUCAGGCAGCACUUACUCCCAGGCUAUGUACCGCUGUCAGCUAGCUCCCAGAAUCAGGUGGUUAGGUGGUUAUUUAGGUUUUUAGCCUUCAGGCUGAGGAGACUCGUACUCAGCUUGAGAGGAAGUGCAGCCAACCCACAUCCAGGGCAAGAAAGACCCCAUUUGUGCCGAUGGUUUACUGAAAAGAGGCAAUCUGGCCGCCGGAGACGGUGGGAGAGGACAAUCGUUGACGUAGCGAUCUGGAAGUUUAAACUACGUGUGGCUCGCUCUAUAUUUUCCUGUUAAGUAUUUGCUGAAGUCGCUUGUUUUAGCUUUUUUCGUUUGUAUUUUAACUUGUCCUCGAAAAAGUUUAGGCUAUUUUUUGAAAAGAAUAUUUACAAACUGUGGCAAAAAAACGAUAUUUUCCGUUUUUACGAUGUCAACCAUUACAAAGAGCGAGAUACGUUUUGAUACGAGGGUGGGGGUCUGAGUCCUUCAGUUUUACGAUGAGGUACUUCACGUUAGCUUCACGUUAGCUUCUUUUCUUUUUGUAAGCGUGUUGCGUUUUUUUUAUUCCAUGUUAUUUUCUGAACCGUCGUCCCGUCUCAGCGGGAGCUCAGUGUGCUAACAGCUGAAGCCUUUAACUGUUUAUUUUUCCGUACAAACACGCUUCGACUGAAGCAAAACAAUACAGAAAUUCAUAUCAUGUAAGUAUGUACAAAAAGAAGCUGAUUUAAUUUAUUUUGUUCCUCUUUUAGAAGUAUAUGACGAGACGUUCAAGAAUGUUUUGCUCUUGAAUAUUUGCUAAUAUAAAAAAAACAAAAAAGCAUUGUAUUAUCUGGAGUGAAACACACUCUUAUCAAACAUUAUGGAAAAUAGAAAUAUAUGAUUAUAGAUUCUAUGGACAGAUGAGUGAAGAUGGGUUCCCAGCAGACAGACGCAGUUUGACACUCGAUGCUUUUUACCUGCUUGUUGGUCUGAAAUGUUUCAGUCCGUCAGAUGGAAAAUCAGCUUUGACGACUUUUAUUCCACAUGAAGAGUUCUGAACCGAAUUUGAACUUUUAUUUAUUAAGUCUGUAAAAGUUUUGACCUUUUUGCUCCAAACAGAUUUUUUUUGGUGCGUGGUUCUUUAAAAUGAGUCAUACGUGCCCUUAAAUUAGAAAUCACUCCCUCAAAAUUCUCACUGGUGCUUUUUAGCUGAACUCAAAAUGCACAUAAAACCAAGCAUACUUUGGGGUUCAAUGAAAACGAGAUGAGGAUUUGCAGCUCUGGACCCUCUUUAAAGUGUUUAAACUUUUAAAACCCUUUUCUGUGUGCAGCAGCCAAACUAUCUCGAUCUGCUGUCUCUGAGUUCAGGAUCAAACUGAAAUGUUGUGGUCCACAGAGAGAUCAUACUUAUACAUUUCAGGACACAAAUGAUUAAUUUUGAGGAAUAGCCAAACGAUUACAUUACUGAAUUCGGGGGAAAACUGAGGAUAAUAAGUGCACAGAUCGUAAGCUGAUCCAGGACCUUUGCUGACCUCCAGUGGUGACAAAGAGGAAUUACAACAACACAUAAAAAAAACAAGCCUCUGACACGAGUUUCUCACUUUGGAUCAGAACUCUUCAUGCGUCACGAUUAUCAGGGAACAAACAGCUUUCCUGAAACAAACAGGAAUCAUUUUAAUUCGUCCGCCAUCAUUCAGCCUCUCCUGACUGAAACUCAAACAGACCGGCAGCAGUACUGGAUUAUCUUCUCUGAGCAGGUGAAUCCUCGUAAAGGCAGGUAGGCGAGCGGCCGCUACUAUUGUAAAUACCAGAGUCAGAAGUCCUUCGUAUUUUUACAGAUCAAUCAGGGCUCAAACAGUGAUGUCACGACAGGAAUAAAGACUGAACCAGGAAGCAGAAGGCGAAGCCGUUUUACCACACACCCUUUAAGUCAUUACAGAGCCGCGGAGAGGUCAAAGGUCACGGGACUACGACGGCGGGAGGUUGAAGCUUCUUGGGCGAGAAUGUCAUACUUUGAACACACGAGGAGAAAAGCACUUUCUUCACAUUUGUUUGUUUCUCUUUCUUUUAGCAGCAAAAUGUAUGUUUCCCCCAGUAUGUUUUUUUUAAUGGUUUUAAAAAUGUCUUAUUUGAGUUGACAA
Messenger RNA from Chelmon rostratus (copperband butterflyfish), 7225 nucleotides. RefSeq names its product disco-interacting protein 2 homolog C. Lineage: Eukaryota; Metazoa; Chordata; Actinopteri; Chaetodontiformes; Chaetodontidae. The transcript has 38 exons. The record is from RefSeq and is a predicted model, not a curated record. Bases 110 to 4951 code for a protein of 1613 amino acids.